Mya arenaria is the source of this 4969-nucleotide messenger RNA. Its product is annotated as FHF complex subunit HOOK interacting protein 2A-like. The coding region runs from base 92 to 2455 and encodes 787 amino acids. The record is from RefSeq and is a predicted model, not a curated record. The transcript is spliced from 18 exons. Lineage: Eukaryota; Metazoa; Mollusca; Bivalvia; Myida; Myidae.
GGUUUCCACUUCCGGUGCCAACAGCUGCUGAAACUGAGCUUAAGAUGAACAUAUAAAUAAUUACGUUCUUUUAGCACUAUCAAAUUUCGACAUGUUCUCGAAAUUUUCAAGUAUUAUCCAACAUGCCGUGGAUGCAUUGGCGCCCCAGCUAUCACUGCAGGAGGAGUUUGUUCAUCACUGGAAAGCCAUCACAUCAUUCUUCAUAGAUAACAAGGGAGAGAAGAUUCCUGUGGAGCAGACGAAUCUGGGCGCACACGUGGAGCAGAUGUUGGUCCUGUUACAGCGUGAGGCAGAGGGAGGGGAUGGGGGAUCGUACGGGCCGUGUCUGGAGUACCUCCUACAGCACAAACUGCUUGAUACACUCUACUCCCUCGGCAGGACAGAUUACCCACCCGGCAUGAAGCAGAUAGUGCUGUCAUUUUUCACCCGUCUUCUGUCACGAGUCAGACAGCCCCUCCUGGCCCAUGUGAACGUGUAUAGGGCUGUCCAGCGGUUGAUCAAGACUUGUGGGGAGGUAAAAGCAGGUCCGACAGAGAUUGAGGAGAUACAGUUCCUGUGUACUGUGUGUGCCAAAAUCAAGGCUGAUCCCUACCUAGUCAACUUCUUCCUUGAGGCUCCAAAGUCCACCAGCUCUGUAAGCAGCCCUCCUGGGGAGGGUUUGAACUCGGAGGACAAGCUACAACAGGACUUCCCGCUAGUUAAAACACUGUUGGCACUCUCAAAUAGCGAGGACAGUCGCGUAGCAGUGAAGGCGUGUGAGGGGUUGAUGCUGUGUUCUAGCCUGCCGGACCCAGUAGCCGCCCACUGUCUGUUGAACAGCACCCAGUUCUGUCACGAUCUCACCCGUCGCCUUAUAAAUACCUACCGCAGACUACCGUCACAGGUCAACCCCAUUGACCUGGAACAUGUCCAGGCAAAAUGGGGUCUUGAGGUUGUCACCCAGAGAGAAGAUGAGGGAGCGUUUCCAGGACGACGUCAGCUGGUAUCGUUCCUCUCCUGGCUCGACUAUCUCGACCAGCUUUCCUCCAUAGCCAACCCCAUUGUGGCUGAGGCCCUGGCGCGCAAUAUACACCAACAUUUUCUUACAACCAUGUUCAAACCGGACCUCAUGCAGAUGUCGGAGACAGGUUGUAUCACAGCUACGGCGUACAUGAACAGAUGUCUACGCACCGUCUGCUCUCAGCGACUUCUGUCUGAGUUGGUGCUGUUUUUGCUUGGUGAUGAUCGUAAACCAGAAACACCGGCCGACUCUGGCGAUUCCUUAUGUGCCCGCCUUAUACAGCGCUGUUCCGGCGUCUCAGAAGAGAUGUCUCUAGUCACCCUACAGCUGUUUGACACCCUCCUACAGAAAGACGAUGAGCAUAUUGUCCACAAUCUAGUGCUUCGUAACCUUGAGGCUAGAGCCUACUAUAACCCACCAGCCAAAACCAAGUCUUCCCGUAUUACUGACACAAAAUCUUCCACUCAGUGCCAAAACAAUAUUGUGAUAGACAGUUCUAACAAUAAUGUUUGUCAGUCUUCCACUGUGGAAUAUGAUACAGAUUCCAAAUCAGAUUCUAAAAAUCAUAACAGCCCCUCUGAGUCUCAAAAAACAACAGAAUCUCUAAGUGAUAAGUGUUCAGAAAUCCAGGAGCCAGAUAGAACUGAUAAAAGUUGUCUCAAUGAGGAUACAGACAAAGGUGAUGAUAAGCCUAGGGAUGGUCUUAACGAGUCUAUGGAAGGUGAUGCUCCAGAUAUAGAACAGAAAGUGGGAAUUCCAGGAAUUGAGAUAUCCCCAUUUUCCACACCUCAGCAUGUAAAAACAGAAGUUCACAAGGUUGUCAAUAGUUUCCUGACCCUUUUGCCGGAGGAGCUCAAGUCCAGUUACCAGACGGCAGACAGUGGCUAUGACAUGUACCUCAAAGAUGCUAACAAACAGUUCUCUGCAAUGUUGGAGAGCUGCAAGUCCUGGGGCUACCCUGCCGACCCUACAUGUACACCCAGUGAUGGGGCCCAGAGUGCCCAGUUUUACGAGGGCGCCUUCCUCAAGAUGGUUCUAGACCGCCUCACCCACCUUUUAGAUCAGAGUUACCCGAUCAACCUUCAGUUGACAUCAGUUAUAUCUAGGCUGGCAUUGGUUCCCCAUCCAUGUCUUCACGAGUUCCUCCUGGACCCCUUUCUGUCCAUGCAGCCGGGAACCAGAAACCUAUACACUGUCUUCCUAAAGAUUUCCAACGAGAUUAAAGCCCAGUUUUCUUCUGAGCCUAAUCUUGGCAUGCAUUUGGUCCGAGUUCGUAAAAAGCUCAUGGGAACUGGCUCGACAUUACAAAAACUAAGAGACAUGGCCUUACCAGGUACAGUUAGGGUUGAUAGUGAGAGCAGACUGGAGGCUAUUAUCGUAUUUGAAGAGUUCUGUAAGGAGCUGUCAGCCAUCGCCUUCGUGAAACACCAUGCUGCCGUGACACAGGACAAGUAGAUGAUGAUGAAGAUGAUGAUGAUGAUAAUGAUGAUGAUGAUGAUGAUGAUGAUGAUGAUGAUGAUGAUAUUUAAACCAAUGUGUGAUUUUGAGCUAUUUAUAUCAUUAUCAUGCUUUUUAGUGGAUUUACAGUUUAUUAUAUCAUAAUAAACUCAAAAUUUGAAACAGUGAAACUUUCAAAAGUUUGAAUAUUCAAAUAAUUCCACUGCAACAAAAACAAUGUAAAUGUGCUUAGUGCUCCAACUCAAAUUACAUCAGUUCUGUUACAUUAAUGAGAUUUGUUGCCUUGCUUUCAACACUUAUAUAAUAUUACUUUUGGUGAAUAUACAUGUACACUGAGUGCUUACCCUUCAUAACAAAAUAAUUAUGAACUUUGAAAACAUUUUUAUGAAUAAUUAUUUAAACAUUUUGCUACCGUAAUUCCAAUUUUUAACAAUGUGUUAUAGAUAGGCACAGUCAUGUUCAGGGUAAAAGCAUAAUUUCUUUAUAAGGAAUAUGUUGUAUUAAUUUUUAUUUUUGAUAUUUGUGUUGAUAACAAUGUUUUGUAAAGUGGCCGUCAGUGCUUGUAUGAUAAAAAAAAACACUGCCAGAAAAGCACACAUACAUUUUAAAGUUGUUAUGGAUUUUCAUGAUAAGGCAACAGAAAAUAGUUUGUUUCGUGUUCCCUUCCCACAUUUUAAAGUGUGCGAAUAAAGGCCUUUUUUUACUUUCUUACUUCUUAAUACCGAUAUGAAAAACAUAAAAAUAAUAUAUAACCAUGAGGCAUCAGAGGAGAGGCAAAGCAUAUUAUGAGUCGCAAGUAUUAUAAUAUUGUGAGUUUGUCGGGUAACACGAAACAAACUUAUUAUUAAUCAUGACCUAAUGAUGAGGGAUGUUUUUUAUGUUUGAUAUUUAAUUUUAUGUUAAACCUUAUUGAUGUGCCAAACAAGUUUGUUAUGCAAUAUAUUGUUGCCAUUUUUGAGACUGUAUCAUGUUAUGCCGGUGGUACGUCCAUGAAAUACUGGCCCCAAUUUCUAGAAAAAUUUUCAGUGUAGAACACUUAUAGGGUUUAAGCCAGGUUUUACGAGAACAGGGUGCUGCAAAAGAGGUAAUGGGUUAAGGUGAAGAUUUUAAACAUUAUGAAGUUGACUAAAAUUGGUAGGAAGGUGUUUAAUAGGAGAACUACAACUGCCAAUGUAGAGUUUGUAUGUACCGGGUACCAUUUAUAAUGAUAGAAAUUUGAGGGCAGAAGGUUGCUUCCAGAAAACAGACAUGGUGCAGAACCCUUCCAUAACUCUUUAGCUUGCAGGCUACACAUAAGAAGUAUAUUUCAAUUAGCUGUUUUAACUUGAUUUUACAAAAUAAAAAUAUGUAUAUUGUGUUAAUACAAAGUUUAGUUUUCUUUAAAUGUCUCUGAACUCUUUAAAAGAAAAAAAUACCGAAAAACAAAUAAUGAUGUGUUUGAUCCUGUAAUAAGGGACUCGAGAUUGUUCGAGAAAUUGGGGACAGAACAUGAUGAAUCUGUCUCGAGUCAAUAUCUUGUUAUUGAUGAAAUAUUCGUUUUUUUAUUGGCUGAUUGUUCAGAACUUUGUUGUUAAAAUAAUUAUGCACAGUGAUGAACGACAUUGUUAUUAACUUUUAAACAUGGAAUACUUUAUGGUGUGCUUGCAUAUUUAGAUAUUAACAAGUUCAGCUCAAACAGUUCUCUCACAUAUUGUUAGAAAUAUAGCAGAUUACCAAUGUAUCCAUUAAACUUACAGAACAGUAACUAUUUGAAAGUUAACGAAGAUCCAAUUAUCAACAUUGUUAACGGUAACAAAGUUCUGAUCAAUGGGCCGAUUAUGAUUGGUUAAUUAAUUUAAUAUUGUAACAGUAUUAAUUGAUGUUAUUAAAAUCAUAAUGCUAUACAUGUACUAUAUUUGACUGGUUAUAAAACACACUUUUGUCCCUCAGAUUUUGAUGUAAAAAAAAAUGCCUGCGUCUUACAAACAGUAUCAAGCUUUUGACAUUUUUUUCUGAGGUCAAUUUCAGGCCGAAAUUGGCUCUUCAGAGAAAUUAGCUAAAGAACUUCAGCGAACAAGUUAUAUAUCACAAGUUUUUUUCUUGAGUUUUUCACGGAUUUUUUUGCCUGCGUCUUAUAACCAGUCAUUGACGGUAUGCUAUAAACAUGUGCUUGUUAAGGAUUGUUUGUGUUUUUUUAAGUAAAUCCAAUAUAUAUUAUAUCCAAUGGCCUAUUUAUAUGGGUUUUCUGUGAUAUUGACAAAAAUCAUCGAUGGCAUUUAUUUUGCUUAGCUUAUAAUAGUACCUGUACGUACAAUUAUGCUAUGUAUGUUUGACCAUUAUAUGUGUAUACUGAUGUAUUAUGCCCAAAUGAAAGUGAAUUACAAGAUGCAUUGAACUUAAUUAAGUAUUGGUUAUGACAAUAAAUUGAAUUCUGAUCAAUUAUGUUAAUUGAAUUUUACCUCUAGUCAAAGUUUAUAAUUUUGUGAAUGAAUCUGCAUAAUUAUUUAAAAUUGAAUAAAAUCAUGAAUCUCA